Notothenia coriiceps (black rockcod) is the source of this 2165-nucleotide messenger RNA. Its product is annotated as lipoxygenase homology domain-containing protein 1-like. The record is from RefSeq and is a predicted model, not a curated record. Bases 63 to 2093 code for a protein of 676 amino acids. The transcript is spliced from 12 exons. Gene Ontology annotation, molecular function: protein binding. NCBI's taxonomy places the organism in Eukaryota, Metazoa, Chordata, Actinopteri, Perciformes, Nototheniidae.
CAAGGACUUUCUUUGUGAAGGGGUAUGAAGGGGAAAGAAACAUUGAUCCAAAUUCCAAGAAGAUGCUUCAGGCCAAACUGGGGCUGGACAGAAACGCCAAUAAGAAGAAAAAGAAGAAAAAGGUGGCAGUGGCUGAAGAAGGUCCAAUCAUCCCCUAUCACUUCACUCUGUCCACUGGGAUGGAGCGGGAAGCCGGCACCUUCGCCAGGGUCUAUGUCAUCAUCACCGGCCCCAACGACAUGGAGACAGACCGGCUGUGGCUGGACCUGCCGGAGGGGAAGAACUGCUUCACAGCCGGCACCAUGGAGCACUUUGUGUCUUAUGGGACUGACGUAGGAGAGAUCAAGCGAGUGGAACUCGGCCAUAACGGUGUCACACCAGAGAGCUGCUGGUUGGUCGAUGAUCUGUCGGUUGCCGUGCCAACCAAAGGUAUUAAGUACAUCUUUCCGUGUAAGUGCUGGCUGGCGAAGGACAGAGGAGACGGUCUGACUGCCAGGCUGUUCAACGUGCUGGACUCCAGCACCAUCAACAUUAACCGCAAAGUUAUUUAUUCGGCAACGGUUGUCACAGGUGACAAUCAGUAUGCAGGGACAGACACCAACAUUUUCCUGACGGUGUAUGGAGCCAAUGGGAGCACAGAGGAAAUGAUGCUGCCCAAAAAUGGGGACAGGUUUGAAAGGGACCAAGAGGACACAUUCAGUUUGGAGGUAGAUGAUAUUGCUCCCCUGAAGAAGAUCAGAGUUCGGAUUGAUUGCUCUGGAAGUCGGCCUGACUGGUUUCUCGACAGGAUCCUGAUGCGGAACCUGAACACAGAAGACAUGUAUUUGUUUACAUACGAGAAUUGGCUGUCAAAGACAAAAGGGCCGAAGAGGAUUAAGGUGUGUGAGCUGGGAGCUGUGGUGGAUGAGGAGGAGAUGGUGGAGAAAACUACCUACAUCAUUCAAGUCCAGACCAGUGAUGUUGGAGGUGCCGGCACCGAUGCCAAUGUGUAUUUGAUGGUGUUCGGGGAGUACGGGGACACCGGGACGCUGCCUUUGAAGGAGAGCACAAACAGGAACAAGUUUGAGCGGAAAAUUAAAGAUGUGUUCAGGUUCCCCGAAAUGCUCAGUCUGGGUGAACUGUCAAAGAUCCGUGUGUGGCACGACAACAAAGGCCCCUGUCCCGGCUGGCACCUGGAGUACAUUGACGUGAAAGAUGAGGCCAUGGACCAGACCUUCAGGUUUCCCUGCGACCGCUGGCUGGCUAAAAAUGAAGAUGACGGGCAGAUAAUGAGGGAGCUGGCCUGUGCCAAUAACGACGCUAUAGACCUCAGUGACAAAACCAAAUAUGAAAUUGCCACAACAACUGCUACCACAGACGACGCCUCCACCACGGAAAACGCCUGGAUCGUGUUGGAAGGAAGGAAGGCUCGUUCUAAGGAGUUUGUUCUAGAGAAUAAGAAAAAGAAGUUCUUACGCGGUGCCACUGAUGCCUUUGAGUUCUCAUCCAAACACUUGGGGGAGAUUGCUGGCAUCUGCAUCGGCCACAUAACAAAAGAUGGAAAGAAGGUGAAGAGUGAAGCCUUCUGGCGUGUUUUAGAGGUGGUGGUGACCGAGAAGGAGCUGGGAAACAAGUAUUUCUUCCACUGUGAUGCACAAAUCCCCCUGGCAGCCAAAAAAGACAAAUUCCUGACAUUUGAGUGCUUUAAAACCAUCGAGAGCUUUGCGAGCAAAGUACGAAACCUGGUCCCUGUGAAGUACGAAUUCAUUGUCAUCACCGGGGACGAGAAAGGAGCGGGCACGGACUCCAACGUUUUCAUCAGCAUUUAUGGCGUCAACGGUGACUCGGGCAAACGGCAUUUGCAGAAAAAGUUUCGCAACCUUUUUGAGCGAGGGCAGACGGACCGCUUUGUUCUGGAAAUGCUGGACCUCGGGGAGCUGCUGAGGGUGAAAGUGGAACAUGACAACAGCGGCACCAACAGUGGUUGGUAUUUAGAGUGUGUGGAGGUGACCAACACAGCCAACUCAGUAACCACCAUCUUCCAGUGUGGAAAGUGGCUGGACUCGCGUAAGGCCGACGGGCAGAUUCAGAGAGUGCUCUACCCCAAAUACUAGAAACUUCAGAAAAAGCCAUUUGCCACCAUUUUAUCUUGUACAAUUUGAAAAAAUAAAAGAAACACGCCUUAA